AUGAGGCUUUUGCUUGUUUCUUUCUUGGCGGCGUCGGCGGCAGCUUUUUCGAUCAACGGUCCGGAAAAGCAGUCCAAGACGGCGCUUCAUUACUACCGAGCCCACUCGCGAUUUGACGUCCCCGAGCAGGGACCGAUUCAAGUGGAGAAGCAAGGCCCAGCGGUGUUACAAGGAGGAGCUGAAAUUGAUUGGGCUCUUGGUCCCGAGAUCCCUACCUCCGAGGCCGACGCCGACUCGGCCCACUUGCCACCCCAGUUUGAUGUGAGCCAGCAAGGAUCCAUCUUGGUGGAAAAGAGCGGUGUUGCUGCGCUUCAGGGUGGUGCGGAGAUUGAUUACUUUCUCGGACCACCCAUCCCUGAUGGGGAACAAUCCUCGUACUACAUGGAGCCCAAGUUUGAUAUCCCCGCGCAAGGAUCCAUCAUGAUGGACAAACACGGCGUCACGCAAGUCCAGGGUGGAGCUGUCGUGGAUUGGGGAUUGCCUCGGAUGGCAUGCAUGGCAGUUAAAGAGACGCUGAUCUAUCCUUUGGUUGAGCAAGCCAAGAAUAAGUGCACGGAUAAGAACAAGCAUUAA
This is a messenger RNA of Seminavis robusta, 573 nucleotides long. The record is from the annotation of a GenBank genome assembly. NCBI's taxonomy places the organism in Eukaryota, Bacillariophyta, Bacillariophyceae, Naviculales, Naviculaceae.